GCAGCGAUUCGAUUUUGUGUUAAUUCUGCUCUCGCGGCGACCGGAGGUGGUGCGUUUUUGUGUGAUUACUCGCGUGUUUGAAACAAUACAAAAUAAUACAAGAAGCAUGAAGCAAGUAGAACAACGACCGAAUCAGCAAAAUUGCCUUUAGCCCUCGGAGCGUUUCAGCAAAAGGUUGAAAACGGGGCGAAUCGAAGUGGAAGGUCCUGAAAGCCACCUACGACCCGUGUGCAUCGGAAUUUUCCUACGGAAUCAAAAUCCGUGCGAAUCUGAAGUUGUGCAGUGAAACUACUUUAUCGAUCAGUGAGUAGGUAGAGCGUGUGCGAGAACGGGAAUCGUCCGGAAAUCUCCGGAUCCUCCCGUGGGGGUCCUGCUGAAGGUUGCUGUUCUGUGGCUCUUCGGCACAGUAGUGGUGCAAGGAAGCAAAGGAAAAAAUCAGCCCCAAAAAUCAAGAUGGCGAGCAGCCCUCGUCGAUAGAGGAGAGUGUGUGAGAGAAGGAAAAAGAGAUCCUCUUUUCGCCUCCUGGUCUGCCUUGUGUGCUUUUUUUUUGUGUCGGUGUGUGGUAGAGUGAAGUGUGUUUUGUGCCAGUCAACCAGUCAACUAGCCAACAACCAGCCUGCAAAGAGGGUUUUUUCAUUGUUAUUAUUCCAUACGUAUGAUAAAUUCUGUUUCGUGGUGUGUGAGUCAGAGAGAAGAAAAACAAGUGCAUAAAGGUGUAGCCCCCCCUCCCUCGGAGGAGUUUUUUUUGUGCUGCUACCAACCUACUCGUGAAGGAUUUUUGAUUGAGAAAAUUUUCCAAUCCUCUCCUUCAAUGUCCGCGAUUUAGUGUUGAUUAUUUUUUGAUAUACCUAUCUACCUUAGUUAUACAAGAAAAUAUUUAGUUUAAUGUUUUAAUACAAUUGCUUGAGAAGAAGGAUACAGCAGCAAGAACCAUCGAAAAUGUCCGACAAAAUUAAAGUCGCGGUGCGGGUUCGACCUUUCAAUCGUCGAGAACUCGAGCUCGCCACCGAGAAUGUGAUAGAAAUGAACGAUUCACAGACGAUUUUGAAAUAUCCUGCCACAUUAGAUAAGAUGGAAAGAAAACCGCCAAAAAUGUUCGCAUUCGAUCACUGCUUCUAUUCGACGGAUCCGAGUGCGGAACACUUCGCCUCCCAGGAGCUCGUCUUCGCCAACAUGGGCCGCGACAUCCUGGACAAUGCCUUCCAGGGGUACAAUGCGUGCAUCUUCGCGUACGGGCAGACCGGAUCCGGCAAAUCCUACACCAUGAUGGGCAAUCAGGACAACAAGGGUAUCAUCCCGCGGCUGUGCGACGAAUUGUUUGGGUACAUUGCGGCCAAGCAAACCGAAGAACUGAACUACAAGGUCGAGGUGUCCUACAUGGAAAUCUACAACGAGAAAGUGCACGACCUGCUGGAUCCGAAGACGAGCAAACAGUCGCUCAAGGUGCGGGAACACAACGUCAUGGGACCGUACGUGGACGGGUUGUCCCAGCUGGCGGUCACAGCGUUCAUGGACAUCGAUAACCUGAUGGCCGAGGGAAACAAGUCCCGAACGGUGGCGGCCACCAACAUGAACUCGGAAUCGUCUCGUUCGCAUGCAGUCUUCACGGUGGUGCUCACGCAGACUCUGAUCGACACGCUGUCCGGUGUGACGGGCGAGAAGGUGUCCCGUGUCUCGUUGGUCGAUUUGGCCGGUAGUGAGCGGGCGGUGAAAACUGGUGCCGUCGGAGAACGGUUGAAGGAGGGUUCGAACAUCAACAAGAGUUUGACCACGUUGGGAUUGGUGAUAUCGAAACUGGCCGACCAGGCCAGUGGGAGUCGUAACAAGGACAAAUUCGUUCCCUAUCGAGACUCGGUGUUGACGUGGUUGCUGAAGGAUAAUUUGGGUGGAAAUUCCAAGACGGUGAUGGUGGCAACACUUUCACCGGCAGCGGAUAACUACGAAGAGACGCUGUCGACGCUGCGGUAUGCGGAUCGGGCGAAGAGAAUCGUCAAUCAUGCCGUGGUUAACGAGGAUCCAAAUGCCCGAAUUAUUCGUGAACUCAGGAGGGAGGUUGAGACGUUGAGAGAGAUGUUGAAGCAUGCAACUGGAGCAAGUAUUGGCGAUAUGAAACGGGGAGACAUCCACGAUAAGCUGGCGGAAAGUGAGAAUCUGAUGAAGCAAAUCUCGCAGACUUGGGAGGAGAAGUUAGAGAAGACGGAACAGAUUCAGAGCGAACGACAACAGGCGCUGGAGAAGAUGGGAAUCAGUGUUCAGGAUAGUGGUAUCAAAGUGGAGAAGAACAAGUACUAUUUGGUUAACUUGAAUGCCGAUCCUUCGUUGAACGAACUGCUCGUGUACUAUUUGAAGAAUUAUACCCUGAUUGGUGGUAGAAGCAAUGACAACAACAAGCAGCCGGAUAUCCAGCUCCUCGGAUUGGGCAUCCAGCCGGAGCACUGUCUCAUCACAAUCGAAGACGGUGAACUGUUCAUGGAACCGAUCGAGAACGCACGCUGCUGCGUCAAUGGUUCCGUCGUGACGGACAAAACCUCCCUGAACCACGGUGAUCGUAUCCUGUGGGGAAAUCAUCACUUCUUCCGAGUAAACUGUCCAAAGUCCAACAACAACAACAAUAACCUAACGUCCGAACCUCAAACACCUGCUCAACAUUUGGACUACUACUACGCUCAAGAAGAACUGAUGCAGAACGAAUUUAGUAAUAAUCCGAUCCAGGCAGCCAUCUCCCGGCUGGAGAAGCAACACGAAGAGGACAAACAGGUGGCGCUGGAGAAGCAACGCCAGGAGUACGAGAAGCAGUUCCAGCAGCUGCGGAACAUACUGUCCCCGACGACGCCGUACGCUCCCUACGCUCCGUACGAUCCAUUCCGUCUAGGUAAACUCCCUCCAAACACGCCGAACGCUCAAAUGCGCGUCGAAAAGUGGGCCCAGGAACGGGACGAAAUGUUCAAACGCUCGCUCGGUCAGCUGAAGACCGACAUUGUCCGGGCGAAUUCCCUUGUCCAGGAGGCAAACGUCCUCGCCGAAGAGAUGAUCAAGCAAACCAAAUUCAGCGUCACCCUGCAGAUCCCGCCGGCCAACCUCAGUCCUAACCGGAAGCGGGGUGCGUUUGUCAGUGAACCAGCCAUCCUGGUUCGUCGGAUGAACUCCGGCAGUCAAAUUUGGAGCAUGGAAAAGCUGGAGAACAAGUUGAUCGACAUGCGAGACAUGUACCAGGAAUUCAAGGAUAACAACUUUACGGUGAUGGACGAGAACAAGAACAAGUCGGAUCCGUUCUACGAGUCCCAGGAGAAUCAUAACCUCAUCGGUGUGGCCAACAUUUUCCUGGAAGUCUUAUUCCAUGACGUAAAACUGGACUACCACACGCCAAUCAUCAGUCAGCAGGGAGAGGUGGCCGGUCGACUGCAGCUGGAAAUCAGUCGAGUUGCUGGGAUGUUCCCACAGGAUCGGAUCAACGAAUCCGCCUCGGAGAGUUCCCAGGAUAGUCAUGAGGAUGAUGACCUUUGUGAUCCUCCUAGCAAUCAAGUCACCUGCCGGAUUAGUAUCAAACAAGCUUCCGGUUUGCCGCUUUACCUAUCCAACUUUGUGUUCUGUCAGUACUCGUUCUGGAAUCACGAGGUAGCAGUCGUCCCGGCUACCAAUCAGGAAGUGGCCGCUCACAAUCAGAAUAUCACAUUUAAGUUUGAACAUGAGAACGAUUUCAAUAUUACAGUCAACGAAGAAUUUCUGGAACACUGCACCGAUGGGGCAUUGUCGAUUGAAGUUUGGGGGCAUCGGUCAGUUGGGUUCUCCCGAGCGAAGGAUUGGGAAGUGGAACAACAGCAGGCGAAGGCUCGUUCACUUGCCGACCGAUGGGCGGAACUGUCCCGGAAGAUUGAACUGUGGGUAGAGAUUCACGAGCUAAACGACAACGGUGAUUGGGCUCCGGUUGAUGUUCAGUGUUCGAAGGAUAUGCUUACCGGUGGAGUCUACCAGCUGCGACAGGGAUUCCAGCGGCGUAUCAUGGUUCGCGUUAAACCGGUGCAGAACUCCGGGACUCUACCGAUCAUUUGCCAAUCGAUUAUUAACGUCUCGGUAGGUUGCGUCACUGUUCGGUCUAAGCUGCAGAAGCCGAUGGAUUCAUAUCAGGAAGAAGAUCUCACGGUGCUUCGAGACAAGUGGAGUGAAGCCUUGGGUCGUCGUCGUCAGUACCUGGAUCAGCAGAUUCAGAAGCUAAUCAACAAGGAUGACAAGACGGAACAGGAGAAGGAACGAGAACAGAGUCUCGUAAACCAGUGGGUCUCACUGACCGAGGAGCGAAAUGCCGUACUUGUACCAGCACCGGGAUCUGGAAUUCCCGGAGCUCCUGCAUCCUGGGAUCCACCCCUGGGAAUGGAACCGCACGUACCUGUCCUAUUCUUGGAUCUCAAUGCCGACGAUCUGACCACUCAGAGUGUGAACGACGAAGUCCCGAUUGCCGGUAUCAAUUCAAUCUUGCCAAAGGAACACGGAAACAAGUUCUACAACCUGCAGAUCAUUCAACAUCAGGACAAGGACAUCUGCGCCUGUUGCAGUUGGGACUCGUCGAUACACGACAGCCCGGCGUUGAACCGGAUGACGGAGGCCAACGAGCGAGUUUACCUUAUUUUGAAGACUACGGUUCGGCUGUCGCAUCCGGCCCCGAUGGAUCUGGUGCUGAGAAAGCGGUUGGCGUUGAACAUCUACAAGCGGCAAAGUUUCACGGAUCGGCUGAAAAAGUUGCGCCUCGGCCGGACGGAAUUGGGCUCGCUCCAGUCGGGUGUAACGUACGAGGUGGUGUCAAACAUUCCAAAGGCUUCGGAGGAGCUGGAAGAUCGCGAAUCGCUGGCUCAGAUUGCCGCUACCGGAGAGGAUGUGUCUGCUAGCGAUGGGGAGACCUAUAUCGAAAAAUAUACCAAAGGAGUCUCAGCGGUGGAAAGCAUUCUCACCCUGGACCGUCUGCGACAGAGUGUGGCUGUGAAGGAACUGGAACAGGUCCGUGGUCCAACGUUAUCAAUGCGAAAGACAGCCAGCGUGCCGAACUUCUCACAGAUCGUAAAAGAUACCCGGGAAUAUACUGGCCUCACCACCUCGAUGACCAUGAGAUUCUUUGAUGCGUCGUUAGAAUCUCUGCUGGGCAUCGGCCGUUCGGAAUCGUUUGCUGAUUUGAAGAUGGGACUCAAUUCAGCUCAAAGCACCCGUGAAACGGGAACGAGUCGACAGAAGCUGAAGACCAGCACCGCUGGCAGCAGUGAUGAAUCGCCAAAUUCUUCCUACGGAGCAGCUCGUCCCACAUUCCUAAACUUAAACAUAAAUUUGAACUCCCUGCGAUUACAGCCAACUAAGCCGUCCCCGGCGGCCAGCAAAUUGGCCCUGCGGAUGACAACCCUGCACGAGGAGCCACUGAUCAAGCAAAUCUGCUACGAAGAGGAAGGCGAAGAUCGAUUCAGCGAACCCGAGUACGCCGAUUACGAUUUCUACGAGCCCGCCAAAAAGCCCAGCCUCUCGAAGAUGAAGUCGUCCUACACGGUGGAAUCGUUCAUCGACAUCGACAAGCGGCCCAACGAUCUGGGCGGAAAGUACGGUGGCACCGGAAUGUCCAAAGGUAAAAUCGGAUCCAUGACCGGUGGUGGUGUUGUUGGCACUGGUGGAGUUGGUGGUGGAAAUGUCAAAAAUCAAAACAUUACCGCUGGAACGCCCAGCAUGAGCUCGUCUACGUCCAGUGGAUACGGGUCGCAGGCCGUCUCCUGCAGUAACCUUACCAACGACGACACGUACUCGAUCCGAUCGCUUAGCGUCGGGGAAACUCCAGAAACCAUGUCACCGUCCAACAUGCGAAACGACCACAACAAUGCCAAAUCGGACUGCUACACGCCGGCGGAAAUCAGUGCCGGAUUCAACGCCAGUGCAAUCAGCAGCGAGUUCCCGAAGCGGGUAAAUCCAUUCCUGAAGGACGUUGCCAACUUUGACGAGCUGAAUGGAAACCGGGAAGAGGAGGAGGAGGACGAGGACGAAGAUGACGACGAGGAUGCGCAUCGGCCGUACAAUAACCACCUGAAGCGGGCCAGUGAGCCGGCGAUCAUGCACUCCGCUUCGACGGAUAUGAUCAGCGAGGAGGAUGAAGGUGUUGAUGAGGAAGUUGAGGAAGAAGAAGAAGAGGAGGAGGAGGCGACCAGGACAAUUGAGGAAAUCGGUCAGGAACAGCAGCAGCAGCAGCAACAGCAACAGGAUGAGUGCAAUCGGAACGAAACGGUCGAUGAGGAGAACAACAGUUCGAAGUUGAUGCAGGAUUCUGAUGUUAUGGAAAGCAGCUUUUCCACGCCGAGCAAGCAUGAAAAUAUCCCGGAUUGGGUUGUCGUUGGCGAGUCGGUGCAGAUUAGGCCGUACAAUACGAGUGGCGUGAUUGCGUUCGUCGGUGGAACGCAUUUUCAGGGUGGAACAUGGAUCGGUGUGGAAUUGGACACCCCAACCGGUAAGAACGAUGGCAAUGUGCAAGGAAUACAGUACUUUACCUGUAAGCAGAAGCAUGGCAUUUUCGUCCGAGUGGAUAAGCUGAUCCUGGAUAAGCGUGGUCGCGCAAUGCGAGAGCUGAAGAGGGCGGAAAAGAUGAAGGCGGAAUUCGCUGGCCAGAAGGGUAAACCGGUCAGUGCCAACGGUCCACGCAAAUGAUACGGGUUUAACCGUGGUCUCAGCACUGCGAUGAUGUCGAGUGGCUCCUGUUCGGCUGCCGCGGUGUUGAGACCGAUGCCCCGGAAGCGUUUCGUACCCAAAUCUGCUUCCGUUGCGGCAUUCGGGCGUAGCAAAUAAACAUGUAGCAGUAAUAGCACAUAACCUCCCCCACUUCCACGCCCGCUCGCUGCGCUAGCUGUCUCAGUCAGCCGGGGUCAGUGGGUGGAAAUGCUGGAGAGUUCAAUCAGUAACCGAAGAUAAAAAAAGAGAUUCGUUUCAUCAACCCUAGAUCAUCCUCGAUAGUGUACCUUGUUUUUUUUUCGUAAUUAAGUUUACAAAGUGAUAUAUACAUACAAGACGGAAGAAGAAUUACCCACUAAAAAAUGGUAUGUGUAAGAAAACAUGAUUUCAGAGCAAUGGAAAGGAUAAUAAUUCUGUAUGAAAUUGUUUCUAUUAUUUAUACUUUUGUAUUGUGUGACAAAAAGACAAAAAUGCAUCCAUACCAAGUCCAUACCUAAAAUUCGGAGGGAGGUAACAAGAAAUCUAAAAAAAUAUAUAUAUUUAUUGACUAAGCGUUUGCAAGUGCAUUCUAGAUAGAGCAAGUGAAAAGCUGAAAUUUAAACGUGUCAGGAAAGCAAAUUUUACGAUCCAAACGAUAUAAAAGAAAUAAAAAGAAACCAACCAGUUCUGUCCAAGGUCAUUAGAAUGAAAUACAACCACAAACAAGCUCUAAAGUAUAAUUAUAUUAUCAUCUAUUGUAUACACUAAGCAAAGUCAGAUUGUGUAAAUUGAAAGAGUUUUCACCUAAGGAGAAAGCAUUAUUGAUAAAAUGGAACUAUAUAUUGCUAAGAGAAUCAAGAAAACAACAACAACAACAAAAACUUUGUAGCCAAAAUCAGACGAAGACGAAAGCUUGAACGGCGAUUGAGAUAAGCAUUAUAAAUAUUUAUAUUUAUACACACUCAUAUUUAAAAAAAAAUAUGGAAAGACAACAACAACAACAAA
Ochlerotatus camptorhynchus is the source of this 7668-nucleotide messenger RNA. It is a transcript of the gene Khc-73, whose product is annotated as Kinesin heavy chain 73. Gene Ontology annotation, molecular function: microtubule motor activity; ATP binding; microtubule binding. Gene Ontology annotation, biological process: microtubule-based movement. The record is from RefSeq and is a predicted model, not a curated record. The transcript has 15 exons. NCBI's taxonomy places the organism in Eukaryota, Metazoa, Arthropoda, Insecta, Diptera, Culicidae. Bases 940 to 6663 code for a protein of 1907 amino acids.